Messenger RNA from Astyanax mexicanus (Mexican tetra), 951 nucleotides. Its product is annotated as mucin-2-like. The transcript is spliced from 2 exons. NCBI's taxonomy places the organism in Eukaryota, Metazoa, Chordata, Actinopteri, Characiformes, Acestrorhamphidae. The record is from RefSeq and is a predicted model, not a curated record. Bases 1 to 927 code for a protein of 308 amino acids.
AUGAGACUUCCACACACUACCACACACUUCACACACUCCCACACACUCUCACACACUACCACACACUAUCACACCCGCACCUCCUCACACCAGAACCUCCUCACACCAGCACCUCCUCACACCAGAACCUCCUCAAACCAGAACCUCCUCGCACCAGAACUUCCUCACUCCAGCACGUCAUCACACCAGUACCUCCUAGCACCAGAACCUCCUCGCACCAGCACCUCCUCACUCCAGCACCUCCUCACUCCAGCACCUCCUCCCUCCGGCACCUCCUCACACCAGCACCUCAUCACACCAGAACCUGCUCGCACCAGAACCUCCUCACUCCAGAACCUCCUCGCACCAGAACCUCCUAGCACCAGAACCUCCUUGCACCAGCACCUCCUCACACCAGCACCUCCUCACACCAGCACCUCCUCACACCAGAACCUCCUCACUCCAGAACCUCCUUGCACUAGAACCUCCUCACUCCAGAACCUCCUCGCACCAGAACCUCCUCACUCCAGAACCUCCUCACACCAGAACCUCCUAGCACCAGAACCUCCUUGCACCAGCACCUCCUCACACCAGCACCUCCUCACACCAGAACCUCCUCACUCCAGAACCUCCUCAGACCAGCACCUCCUCACACCAGAACCUCCUCACACCAGCACCUCCUCAGACCAGAACCUCCUCACUCCAGAACCACCUCACUCCAGGACCUCCUCAGACCAGCACCUCCUCACACCAGAACCUGCUCACUCCAGCACCUCCUCAAACCAGAACUUCCUCACACCAGAACCUCCUCACACCAGGACCUCCUCAGACCAGCACCUCCUCACACCAGAACCUGCUCACUCCAGCACCUCCUCAGACCAGAACCUCCUCACACCAGAACCUCCUCACUCCAGAACCUCCUCACACCAGCACCUCCUCACACUAUAACCUCCUCACACCAGCACCUCCUCA